Messenger RNA from Thlaspi arvense, 564 nucleotides. The record is from the annotation of a GenBank genome assembly. NCBI's taxonomy places the organism in Eukaryota, Viridiplantae, Streptophyta, Magnoliopsida, Brassicales, Brassicaceae.
AUGGCAACAAUGAUUAGGGAUUUCCAUAUUGCAGAAAAAGAAGAAGAUAUUGGUUUCUAUGCAGGUUAUGUGGGGUCCUCUUUCAUGCUUGGAAGAGCUCUUACAUCUGUAUUUUGGGGAGUAGUGGCUGAUCGAUAUGGUAGAAAACCAGUAAUAAUUUUGGGCACUUCUGCAGUGGUUAUUUUCAAUACUCUCUUUGGUCUUAGUGUAAACUUCUGGAUGGCCAUCUGUACACGGUUUCUUCUUGGAAGUUUAAAUGGUUUGCUUGGGCCAAUAAAGGCAUUUGCAGUUGAAAUUUUCCGCAAUGAAUACCAAGCUUUGGGAUUGUCGACUGUUAGUACAGCUUGGGGCAUAGGAUUGAUCAUUGGUCCAGCUUUGGGAGGCUUUCUAGCCCAGCCUGCAGAGAAAUAUCCAGCUAUAUUUUCCCAAGAUUCUUUAUUUGGAAGUGCAUUUACACCCCAAGAGUACAAACUUUGUAUGCAGAUUUCCAUACUUCUUGCCAUGCCUUUGUAUAUCAAUUUUUGCUUUGGUGGUGACUGUUUUUUCUUUCUGGCUUCCGACUGA